AUGUCUUACGCAUACUUAUUCAAAUACAUCAUUAUUGGAGACACAGGUGUGGGUAAAUCAUGCCUGUUGCUUCAGUUCACAGACAAGAGAUUUAGACAAUAGCACGAUCUAACGAUCGGAGUUGAAUUCGGUGCUAGAACAGUCUAAAUUCAUAACAAAAACAUCAAGCUUCAAAUUUGGGACACAGCUGGCUAGGAAAGCUUUAAAAGCAUCACCAGAUCUUAUUACAGAGGAGCAGCAGGUGCUUUACUUGUUUACGAUAUCACAAGAAGAGACACAUUUAAUCAUUUGACCAGAUGGCUUGAGGAAGUUAGAUAAAACGGCAACCCAGAUAUGACUAUUAUGUUGAUCGGCAAUAAAUGCGAUUUAGAUGCUCGCAGAUAAGUUUCAUUUGAAGAGGGAGAUAGAUUCGCAAAGGAGAAUGGCCUUAUCUUUACAGAGACUUCUGCCAAGACUGCUUUCAAUGUGGAAGAGGCUUUCUUACAGACAUCACAGAUGAUCUAUGAGAAUAUUGACAAGGGAAUGUACGACCUCUCAAGUGAGAAGUCAGGAAUCAGAGUGGGUAAUGAAAGCUACUAGGUAAUGUCAGGGGAAAACUACAACGCCACUAAUAAAAAGCUUGAUAAGAAUACAAAUAGCAACCCUAAAUCUUCUGGUUGUUGCUGA
Molecule: messenger RNA, 666 nt
Organism: Stylonychia lemnae
Lineage: Eukaryota; Ciliophora; Spirotrichea; Sporadotrichida; Oxytrichidae
Source: the annotation of a GenBank genome assembly